Messenger RNA from Erythranthe guttata (spotted monkey flower), 582 nucleotides. The record is from RefSeq and is a predicted model, not a curated record. Lineage: Eukaryota; Viridiplantae; Streptophyta; Magnoliopsida; Lamiales; Phrymaceae.
AUGGCCCACCCGGCCCGCCUGCGGCCAAUGAAAGAUGGCUCAUCUGGGCUGAGGGCUAAGCCAAUACGGCCCACUACUUUCAUGGGCCUGCCCUGCUGGCCCAUAGAGGAAAACCAUGGACACUCCUCUACGCCGCCGCAAAAUGGAAGAAAUCGAGCACUCUCCCCACGAUUCCGCCGCCGCCGAAGACCUCGAUCGCAAGCACUCGGCAAUGCAGUAACAGAUAGUUAUCGAACGCAGUCCUUUUGUCAGCCCGAUAAGGAGCUGAAUCUGGAAACUGAGAAGCUAGGUUUUAGGGAUUUGAAUAUCUCUCCCGGUUUCAGAAACAGAGAGAAUGAGGUUUAUGUUGGGGUGGUAAUGAGUUCGGUUUUGAUCGAGGGAGCGGAGGUGUGCGUCUUCGUUUUGGGGGCGCAUCAAAUUAGGAUUCAUAAUGCGAAAAAUUGCGACUUUUAUCUUCGAGUGAGGAGUAGGCCUAUAAUCGAGGAUUGUAAUGGUGUUAGAUUUGCUCCGUAUUGUUCGAGUUACAAAGGAAUAGAGAAGGAUCUUACAGAUGCGAAUCUUGGUGAGGAAAAUGGGAAUUGA